Molecule: messenger RNA, 704 nt
Organism: Beta vulgaris subsp. vulgaris (sugar beet)
Lineage: Eukaryota; Viridiplantae; Streptophyta; Magnoliopsida; Caryophyllales; Amaranthaceae
Exons: 2
Coding region: 92-418 (108 amino acids)
Biological process (GO): defense response
Source: RefSeq, a predicted model, not a curated record
GAUAUACACUUAAGCUAUCCAAGCAUCAGAGAUUGUUAUUUAUUUGCUUGUAAAUAACUGUCAGUAGUUUUUUGGGGGCUGAAUAUCAAAUAUGGCUCAGCUUCAACAAGGGGAAAAAGAGGUCCAGUGUGAAGCUGACAAAUUAUUUGGUGUUUGGGCUCACAUAAUAAAUCCUGCUCAAAAAAUGUGCGCGGAAAAAGUUCAAAAGAGUGUGCUCAAUGAGGGGGAGUGGGAUAAGGUUGGUGCUCUCUUGAUUGGCAAUCGUGUCAUCAAUAACAUUGGUGAAUGUCCAUCCAUCAAAAGUAGGAUGGACGACAUAGAUGAGAAAAACAAGUCAGAGACACAUAGUUAUCAUGAUGGAUACGUCUUGGAGAGUUACUACAGGACGUUCAUUGAUGCAAGUAGUUUCAAAAAGUAAGGUUGCAUCGUCAAAUGAAGUUUAGAGUAUCUAAGUACGUAUGAGACAGAAGGAAGAUGCUCUAAAGCAAAUGUGUACGUUGAACAUAUAUGCUUGCGGCUUGCCCUCAGUGCUACCGCUUAUCUUUGAAGUGCUCGAUAACUUGCCAAUAUGUCAAGCAGUCAUGCAACUCUCUAUGUUAUUUUAAGUUAUUGUUAUUAAAAAAAAUGCCAUAAUAUAUCAUACGCUUGUGUAAUGUUAUUAAUGUUUACUAAUAUGCCGUAUAAUAAAUCUUUUGUCUCACAAA